AUGAAAGUGCAAGACGGGCACGACUACAACGAAAAAAUUUUGCGAGGUCAUCAACACCCAGUUUCGUGGACUAUAUCGCAGCGAGAGUGGCGCGACAUAGCAGCGACAUAUCUCGCUGCCAUCUCGCUCAGCUCUAGCAAACUCCCGGCGCGAUAUCGGCGCGAGGUCGCGGAUUAUUGAUUGGUCACUAUUUACGUGCCAUCAAAAAUUUUACUUGAAUUGUUUUAUUUUUUUCGUGUGUUAUAUUCUCUCUGAUUUUUUUCUAUGUCUAUUUUUUUCACUUAAUAUUUCUAAAAUGUUAAUUUUUACAACUAAUGUAACGCUCAUACAGUACCGUCAGAAAAGGAAAAAAAUAUUUUUUUCGCUCACAACUUCCUCGUAUAGAGCUCAAUCUUUCUGAAACGUUUUUCAGCUGUGUUUUCUAAGUUUUUCACCACGGUGUUACAAUCAACAGUCAUCAUAUUUCCAGAAAGUUUCAAAAGGGUGAAAUCCCAUUAAAGAAAGUUGUGAUAAAAAAAGCUUUUUUUGUAUAUUUUUAACGGAACUGCACACCUUUCUUGAAUUUGAAAUUUCUUUUUUUCGCAUUUUUCAUGUUUUAACCAAGAAUUUCAGGUUAUUAGUACUUCAAAAUGGCAUCUAACUUUUUUUUUUUCGAUCAAUCGAUCGAGCCGAUCGAGCCGAGGCUACCCUAGAGUGUACACGGAGUCCGUGCCCGAGCCCGACCAUCACCGCCGUGCCCGUACAAGCGAAACUGCGGGAUCAACUUGUGGAAGAACGAGGCGAAGGACCGUAAGAUCAUGCUUUCAAUUCAAUCGACUACACGUUUUGACUUCUUUUUCGCCAAAGGCGGUGUUAGUGCCGCUCAAAAGAGCAAUUUUUUCACCGCCUAGUCGAUACCAUCUGACUAAAACAACCAAUAAAUAUUGUAUUGUAUUGUAUUGUAAUAAAAAAGUCAAAAAAAGAUCCGUGGGAGAUGGCACUGAAGUUUUGCUUUUGGAUACAAUCAAUAAGAUUCUUGGUAAACUAUUUUUGAAACAGUAUAUCCAUUUUUACUUGAAGAUAUGAUUUGCACUUUGGCGUCGAUGGGUAAGGAAAAAAAGAAAUGAGGCAUGAUUUCGAGAAAGCACGUACUGCUGUCUUGAUACAGUCACUCCUGUGAGUUAUUCUCUUAUUCAAGGUUGGACUUUUUUUCAGUAUUUCUCUUUUUUUAACCGAUUUUAUCAUUUAGAAAAGUUCUUGACGCAGCAAAUGAAGGAUAUGCCGAAAAACUAUCGAGUCAAAGCUUACAGUAACAUUUUUUUAAGGGAACUUAGGGCCAAUCUGAUUGUUUAAAUUAAUUUUUCUUUUUUUCAAAACUUCUUUCAUUUUUCAUUUCGAGCCUCCCUCCUUUAUUUUUUUCUAAUUUGAACUUUUUAAAAAAAUCAUCUACGAGCUUACAAUCGGUUUACUUUUUCUGUUUUUUUAUUGAACCUACUCUUUUUUUCUAGUCACAUUUUUUUCCUAUGAAAAAUAAACGAUACACAUGUUUUUCCUCAUAUUGUCCUUUUUUAUUCUUACUUGAAGCUUCACUCUUUCGCCUCAAAUCAAUUUUUUUUCUUCUUCAGAUUUGUACAUACUUUCCGUUUACUUCGAAUUCGAAAAUGUAUCAUCAAUUAUUUGGAAAAAUUUCUUUAAUGCUCUCAAGUUUUCAUUUAAAUAUAUUGUUUAUAUUAAAUAAAAAAAGUAAAGAAGGUUGAUAAAGACCGAUAUGUUAUCAUGUACAACCCAAUAAAAAGUAUGAAGCAUAGAAAGCAAAUCAAGAAAAAGCCCAAUCGAGCUAAAAAAAUUUUUUUGAAAGAGCGACAUAGCAGCGAGAUGUGAGCGACCUUGCGCCGAGAGGCGAGCGAUAUAGCUCGCGGCUCCCCCGCGAUAUAGCGUUUCUCUCGCUGCGACCUCGUCCGUAAAACUGGGUGAAUCUACCGCUAGCGACCUUAUUCAUAAAAUCAGAAACUUCGAGACGCAAAAACUGCUUUAAAAAAUAAUUAGUACUGGUUUGAAGCAACUUUGGCGCGCCGACAAACACGAUUUUUUGUUUUGAAGCAUGUUCUGUUUCUCCGAUGAACACGCCAAAAUUCUUUUUUUUUUCAUUUGAUAACUAGUUAUAACUGACCUGAAUAAUUUCAAAUUCAUUAUUUAUUUUAUUUUGAAAUACUAACCUUCAAGGAUUCACAACUUUCUCUGAAAAUCUGGACAAAUAGGCCUGACACCCUCGUUAUCAAGCAGUGUGAAAAGUAUUUUUUGAAUCUUCACCGUUCAAAUGCUUGAGGUCCCCGUGACAAAAUAAUUUUUUUAAUCUGGAAAGGCGCUUUCAACCUCUGAAAAGUUUCUUUUCAAUUGUAGAGCCAACCCGUAUCCUCGGUCGCUUCCAUCUUCUCUCCAUGCUUCUUUUUCUUCUAUCCUUUUUUCGGUGAGUUUUUCCCUUUCAAAUGAGGCUUGCAUUGUUGAAAAUUUAUAAUAAAAAGUUUGAGAGUUGCCUAGCCAGAAAAAAAAUCUCAUUUUUUCUUCUGAUUAUUCAGCAUUUUAUGGUAAUUUUGACUUUGACGCAAACUAUUUUCUUCAUGCCGCCUUCAAAGCGAUUUCCGCGAAACGCAAAAUUAUCUGUGAUUUUCCAGUAUUUAGUUGUCUUUUUCUUUCUCUGACGGUUAUUUUGGAUUUCGCGGAAUCCCAUGAAUACGGCAUCGGUAUCUUUCUAUUUCUCUCGUUCAGGCUUUCUUCUUGACCUUCUCCGAUCUUCAGCUGAUAUCGCCUUCUUUUUUUCCCAACUUGUAAGUUUUUUCAAAACUUACUGACCUCUUUUUUAAAAUUAAAAACGACCUUUCUUGCGAAUCAUGGUUGUGAUUGGGUUCUCUUAAAAUUCAAAAACUGAUUUCAGACUUCUCCAAACGUUUCAUAUGCCCAAGUUGCCGGACGACAUCAGACCCAACGAACUGCACUUGGAUUCUCGGUGAAAUCGUUCGAUUUCAAAAAGUCCAGGUAACAAUUUUCGAAAAAAAUAAAUUCAUUUCGGGAAUCCAGUAAUUCCCUUGUAAAAUCAGGAAACUGAAAAUGGUUGAGAAAAAAUGUUUUUCAACUUUUCUUAGUUUAGAAUUUAUUUAUUUUCCUUUAGAAGUUUGACUGAAGUUUCGAGAAACCCAAUUAACUAUUAUUAUCCUCGAUUUGAUGUCGUUCGAGAGAAAAAAAAACGCAUUUUGAAAUAGUUUAUUGAGGAGGAAUUAGGAACUGCUGAACUAUCUUGGUCGGUAUUGAAAAUGUAAAUAAUUCUAAGCGACAAUUGAACUAAAACCGCAUGAUAUAAUUUUCAAAAAAGAUUUUAUAAGUGGAAUUUCAAUAUUCAGUUUUGUUGUGCAUUUCAACUGUUAUCGUUUUAGGGACAUCCGCAGCCAUUUUUGUUGGCUCUGCCCGAAUGACCUUGUCCAAUUCUGAAGUCGCAGAAUUUUGUCAGUUCCGACAAGUGUUCUCAGGUAAUGAAACUGGAUGAUUAUGUGUGCUAAAAUUAAAUUUAGAAUUCUUCGCGGUCUUUUGCCAUGUGCCGUUUGAAUUCGCGGAGAGUAAAGGAUUUGCUGAGAAAUAUCGAUUACUUGGAUCAGCCCGAAUGAACUUGUCCAAUUCUGAAAUCGCAGAAUUUUGUCAGUUCCGACAAGUGUUCUCAGGUAAUGAAACUGGAUGAUUAUGUGUGCUAAAAUUAAAUUUAGAAUUCUUCGCGGUCUUUUGCCAUGUGCCGUUUGAAUUCGCGGAGAGUAAAGGAUUUGCUGAGAAAUAUCGAUUACUUGGAUCAGCCCGAAUGAACUUGUCCAAUUCUGAAAUCGCAGAAUUUUGUCAGUUCCGACAAGUGUUCUCAGGUAAUGAAACUGGAUGAUUAUGUGUGCUAAAAUUAAAUUUAGAAUUCUUCGCGGUCUUUUGCCAUGUGCCGUUUGAAUUCGCGGAGAGUAAAGGAUUUGCUGAGAAAUAUCGAUUACUUGCAUCAGCCCGAAUGAACUUGUCCAAUUCUGAAAUCGCAGAAUUUUGUCAGUUCCGACAAGUGUUCUCAGGUAAUGAAACUGGAUGAUUAUGUGUGCUAAAAUUAAAUUUAGAAUUCUUCGCGGUCUUUUGCCAUGUGCCGUUUGAAUUUGCGGAGAGUCAAGGAUUUGCUGAGAAAUAUCGAUUACUUGGUCGCCGCUUUUGUCAUGCUGAGCAGUCUAGUGGAAAUGAAAAGUUAGAUUGCAAGUCAGAAUCAUUGUACCAUAAUAUUAUAAAAGAGCCUAUAAAAAAACAAAAACCAAAAACACAAAAACCAAAAAAAGUUAAAGAAAAAAAUCAAAAAGUCAAUUAAAAACCCAAAAAAAUAUAAAAAAACGAAAAAAAUAAAAAAAUUAUAAAAAAAUUACAAAAAAAGAAAAAGGCCAAACUAACGUGUUUAUGCAUUCUUGUUGUCUCACCUUCUUUUCCUCAUUGGAAAAAACGCCCAUUCUUCAAGACGUCAUCAUGCCGCUAUCGAUAAGAAAAACGGAUAAUUCAUCCAAAUGAACGGUUAGCUUUUCAACUUGAAAAUUAAUUCGACCGAAAACUUUAGGAAAAUUGUCUCGGUUAAAAGUCGCCAGUUCUUCAUCAUUCGCUCCGAUUCAAAUAUGAAAUAUUUGGUUAGUUUUUUUGAUUUUUCACGAUAACACAAUCGAAAAAUCUUUAGUCAUAAAUGACGCAAAAGACUGGUCAUCAAACUGUUGUUCAAGUGUAUCGAAACACGAUUGGAAUCAAAUCUGAUGCAGAGUUAUUUAUUCCGAAUUUCAUGGUUGCAGCGUAUCUGGCCUUUUUCUCGGUCAGUUUUGUAAUCUAGUCGAAAGGAGAAAAUCAGAGAAAAGGUGGAAAGAAAUCUUUUCAGCACUGGAAUUUGGUUGAAACCAGGAGAAAAUAUUUGGCAUACAAUAGUCUGAAUGUAAAAGUUUCAUUGAUAAAAAGACAAUUUUCAGUUAAAAGCGGAAAAUUUCCGGUCGGAACUUUGUAUUAUCGAAUCUUAUGGAACUUUCCUGACGGAAAAAAGAGUUUUUCUCAAUACUUCUCCGAAAACUUGAUCAGGUUGAUAGUCUCAUCUUGUGUACUGAAUAAACAAAUUGUCUUUCAGAGUCUUCCAAGGUCAGAGUUUCAGGAACCUUUUCAAUAUGAUGAUUAUCUCUCUUAUUUUAUCCGUUUCGUUUCAUUUUCACAUGGUUCGUUUUUCUUUAAAUUCUUCCUUAAAAGUUUGGGUCAUUUACAGCUCAAUGUUUUGGUAUGAAAAUUGGAAGAAGUUGGAACGAAUCUAACGCUGUAAAAAGUUCAUUAAUAUAACAAGAAGCGGAUCCGACAGCCCCGUCUUUACCGAAUUGCUAUGGACCCUUGUAAAAUUUGUCCAAAGUCGGUUAAAUUUUAGAACUCGAAAAAAUGUUCAAUUUUUCAGAUUGCGGAAUAAAAGGCAAUAAACCGUCAAUUUCCAGCUCUAAUUUAUGUACUCGGCAAGGAAUUCAGCUCUAUUGGGACCCGAUUUCCUGUUUAUUCGGUUAGUUUUCUUCAUAACUUUUAGAAUCAUUGUAGAAAGUUUUCAGAUAGCUGUCGGUCAAAAGCUCAGUCCUCACAGAAAGAAAAAUGA
Caenorhabditis auriculariae is the source of this 5635-nucleotide messenger RNA. The record is from the annotation of a GenBank genome assembly. NCBI's taxonomy places the organism in Eukaryota, Metazoa, Nematoda, Chromadorea, Rhabditida, Rhabditidae.